UUAGUUACAGUAUUAAUUAAGCCUGGGCCAUGGAGGAAGAACAAGCGACCAUCGAGAGCCAGUUUUUUGCAUUUGCUAAGCUCUUCGAUAGUAAGAACCGGACUGGGGAAACGAUUACACUGUAUAAUUCCGACUAUUGGUUGAGGCAAUCAAAUAUCAUAGAUGAUAGAAAAGUCACUAUGACGGAUACCGGAAUACUUUUUAAUGAAUACGGUAAAUCUGAAAUCACUCGAGACGAAUGGCUUGUGCUAAUAUCUCAGUUGUGUGUCUUGAGAGAAUUGGACGAAGAGAAAACUCUGGAAACACUGGUAAACUGCGGUCUACCAGAUACUAUUUACUGCAACGCAACUUAUGAUGGUUACCUCUGCUGGCCUCCGACACCUGCUGGUGAAACCACGUUUCAGAAGUGCCCCAGCGACUUCUAUCUGAUUGACAAAUCAAUGCAAGCGUAUAGGCGGUGCGGUGCGGAUGGGUUGUGGGUUGGGCGGCAUAUUAAUGAUACAUCUCCUAACGGUUGGACGAACUAUACUCCAUGUUUUCCUGAAGCUGUACAAAAUCUUUUGAGUAAAGUUGGUGAUAAAUCUGAGGCUCAGCUUAAAUUUGAAACUGCUGUAAACACAAGAACUGUGGAGAUGAUAGGGAUUGUGCUGUCGAUUGUUGGUAUUAUGCUGUCUCUCUACAUUUUCAGCGCUUUCCCGUGCUGGUUCGGCUACAACUACCUCCCGGCUUACUAUAUCAUCAAUGGACCAAUCGUGGGUAUCUUGAUUAUUAACACCAUUUUCCUGGUUACUGUGUUGGCUGUUAUCAUCACGAAACUUAGGAGGACAAAUGAUUCUGAACUCGAGAAAGUUAAGAAGGCGAUCCGAGCUACUCUAAUUUUGCUGCCACUCCUGGGAAUUAUUAACAUCUUUAACUUGUUUGAAUACCCUUUGGAAGGAUCAUCCAUUGGAUUUGCGAUCUGGGCUUACGUCACUCACUUUUUCCGCUCUUUCCAAGGCCUCUUCAUAAGUAUAAUCUAUUGUUUUACCAAUGACGAGGUCUUGAAGGCCGUUAAAAAGCGUUGGGACCAAUCAGAUUGCGUGAUACGAUGGCGGCAACAACAUCAGCGGCAACAUUCGGGCAGGACACGACAUAUAAUGCAGCACACAGCGACCGUGCACGUCCCAACAGACAACCGUCCCUUAACAGAUUUCCUAUCAAGUAUUGAGUCCGUCAGGAGUGUGCCUAUACCACCUAGGCGAUGUUCCUGCGAAUCAGCCCCGUCCCGGUACCACUAUUAUCAACGGCGCUCGCUCGAAGCACACGAGGCUUACACAAAGGACAAACGACGUUGUUCUCUAUGUGAGCUUCCGUGUCGGAGAUACAGCCAACCUUACGAUCGCCCGAGGGAUACGCGUGUUAGAGCCAUGUCGUGUGUGCCCAGCACGCACACAAUCCCUCGGACGCGACGGGGCUUCACUCGGCCCGGCCUAGUCACCCGCGACUCCCGCAUGGGCCUCAUGUCCAUUAGCAGCUGCCUCUAAACAUAGUUAUAUUUUUUUAAUUUCAUACCAAAAACCCCAAAGACACGCCCAUCUAUUUAUUAUAAUACUAUAUUAAAUUAUAUACAUAGUGUAAGUGUGACGUAAUCUAGUUUUAUAUUACUACCUCUUUACAAAAUAAUAUAGGAUAUUUUGAUGUUAACU
This is a messenger RNA of Spodoptera littoralis (African cotton leafworm), 1685 nucleotides long. Lineage: Eukaryota; Metazoa; Arthropoda; Insecta; Lepidoptera; Noctuidae. The record is from the annotation of a GenBank genome assembly.